UUUUGAAAACAACAUGAUUUCACCGAAACCAAGAAAAUAGCAGUAUUGUCUUUUACUAUUGGCUUAAAAUUUGUUCCGCUGAGCAUGUCUGUGUCCCGGAAGCGUCGAGUUAAAUAGUUCAGUUGAAAAAUCGCAGUUUAGCUGAAAACCUGCAACAGUGGGAGAAUCAGCAUGGCGGAGCAGAAACUGAUGUUUAUAGAUAUAGAACCGAGGUCAAACAGCUCUGCUCCUGUCUCGGACAGAGCUGAGAAGCCCCUCUGGACUCGCAGUGACAACUCCUUUAGAUUCAACUUCAACUCUGCGGCACUUCAGCAGAAAACAUCUCCAUCAGACGGAGCAGAAGCUGCCUUGAGCCGGGUAUCCUUUAAGGGACAGGGCUCAGCUUUUGCCUUCAGCUUUCAAAUUCCUCCUGUGGAAGACAUGGACAUGACAGUGACCCCAGACACCUCUUCUCAAAGCGUCCAACCGCGUGUCAGCGAGGAAAAGCCUCCCCCGCUGCAGGAGGCUCCACCUGAGCCAUCAGUGCAAUCAAAAGCAAAGAAGAAGAAAAAGAAAUCUGGAAAGAAAAACCCAUCAGACAGCAAAGAGACGCAGCCGGGUUCAGCCGAGGGUAGUCAAGGAGGCGAGGACACAGAGCUGAGUGCAGAGGAGCAGCUGAACAGACAGCUGGACUGGUGCAUCGAACACCUGGAAUCAGGGAUGAGGUCCCAGAAGAGUACGCCGAAACAGAAAGAGGAAGCCUCUCGUGCCCUGAAGACUCUACGAAGCUCCAAAGCUCCUCUGGCCAAGAAGAGGCAGGUGAUGAGAUCCAUGGCUGGAGAUUACAGGAAAAAAAUGGAUGAUGAGAAGAGCAAACAGUACAAACUCAUUCAGAGCGAAAUUGCGUCCGCUCAGGUCAAAGUUGUGUCCGACUCCCCAAAGAAGUCUGUUUUCCACCGGAGAGCCGGGGUCAAAGCCCAGACGGCUGAAACAGAGACUGGAGCCCAGGAGACCGGGCUGGGAGCACAGACGCAGCAGGAGACGGCAGCUUUCGUCUUUACUCCAUCAAAAGAGGAGUUUCGCUUUGAGUUUCUGUGAUGUUUUGACUGACGACUCGUUUCACCAUAAACAAUGCUGGACUCUGAUUGUUGGCUGCGUUGGAGAUAACGCCAGGAAAACAACACUUAGAAUCACACAUUCAAAGUAUUUCUUUGCUGACUGGUUGUACCAUAUAUCCAAAUAAAGAUUUUUUUUGUUAAUUUA
Molecule: messenger RNA, 1242 nt
Organism: Centropristis striata (black sea bass)
Lineage: Eukaryota; Metazoa; Chordata; Actinopteri; Perciformes; Serranidae
Gene: c21h8orf33
Product: chromosome 21 C8orf33 homolog
Exons: 5
Coding region: 172-1077 (301 amino acids)
Source: RefSeq, a predicted model, not a curated record